Elephantulus edwardii (Cape elephant shrew) is the source of this 489-nucleotide messenger RNA. It is a transcript of the gene CUNH3orf18, whose product is annotated as chromosome unknown open reading frame, human C3orf18. Bases 1 to 489 code for a protein of 162 amino acids. The transcript has 4 exons. NCBI's taxonomy places the organism in Eukaryota, Metazoa, Chordata, Mammalia, Macroscelidea, Macroscelididae. The record is from RefSeq and is a predicted model, not a curated record.
AUGAACUCCAGGAUCCUGUCUUCUAGGGGCUGGUUCAGUAGCCGCCCACCAACCUCUGAACAUGACCUGGAGCCUGCCACAGAUGGGCCAACAUCUGUGACCACCACCCUCAACCCAGAAGCCACCAGCUUUAAUGGCACCAGAAUCCCAGACACAGUUGGUGGCACAGCUGGUGUGGGCACAAUGCUUCUGUCCUUUGGAAUCAUCACAGUGAUUGGUCUGGCAGUAGCUAUGGUUUUAUACAUCAGGAAGAAGAAGAGGCUGGAGAAACUACGCCACCAGCUGAUGCCCAUGUACAACUUCGACCCCACGGAAGAGCAGGACGAGCUGGAGCAGGAGCUGCUGGAGCACGGGCGGGAUGCUGCCUCUGUGCAGGCCGCUGCCUCGGCCCAGGCCGCGCAGGGCAAGACCACUCUACCCUCCCAGGGCCCGAUGCAGAGGCCCAGCCGGCUGGUGUUCACUGAUGUAGCCAAUGCCAUCCACGCAUAA